CACCGGAGUUCAUCAUAUUUCGUAAGUGUAGCGUUCAAAUCUUAAGGUUACGGCGAUUUGUUCGGGAGAGUACUGCCGAUUAAUUGUGUUAGAAGGAAUUUCCAAAGCCACAGAAGUUAGUGCAUGCCCUCAACUAUGGUAAUGGCAGACAAGCCGACCGAAAACGGCAUUCGGUCCAGGGUAUCAACCCCUGUGGAAUAUGACUCGCCAGACAGCAUCAGCGGGGCAAGUGACAUAGAAAAGGAAUCUGAGAGUGAGGGAAAAAUCAAGGUGGGUCAGGAAUAUCAGGCCCGGGUGCCUGAUCUCCUUCCGUCAAAUCAGAGGAAGCCCGAAAAGUGUACGGAGAGAGGCCUGUUGAUGUGGGCUCCUAGCUCAAAGGCUUCAGAUGAACAGCUAGAAAGAUACCUCAAGAAGUCGAAGGAAAAAUAUAACUACACAUGUGAGCAGGCCUUAGGAAUGCUUUUCUGGCAUAAUUACAAUUUUGAGAAGGCUAUGGCAGAUCUUCCAAACUACACACCUCAUCCUGAAGAAUGGACAGUGGAGGACAAGGUCUUGUUUGAGCAAGCAUUCUCUUUUCAUGGCAAGAACUUCCACAAGAUCCACCAGAUGCUUCUAGAUAAAAGCAUCCACUCACUAGUGACCUACUACUACUCAUGGAAAAAGUCGAGGUCUAGGGCAUCACUUAUGGACAAGCAGGCAAGGAAGCUUGCAGCUCAGCGAGAGGAUGGGAACUACCAGUUAUCAGACCAGAGCAGUGAGAGUGAUGAAGAGAAUAAAGACUCUAGUGAAACAGAGAAUGGUAGUAAAAGUCAGUGUUCAAACUGUGGUAUUGCAUGUCUGAUCACAAACAACACUCAGAAGGGAGUGAUGUGUAAUACCUGUUACAACUACUUCAAGAAAAAUGGAACUCUCAGGCCAACUGUGGGACCCAUCAAGGGCGAGAAAAGAGACAGACCUCACUCAAUGACUAGGAAGAAAUCCCAGCUUCCAAAGGGGAUGCAUGUGAAUCAUGAAGAUCUUCUAGAAUGCUCCAAGCAAGAUGGGGGUGAUGCAAUCAUCCACACCAUGGAGCAAGAGAUAACUGGCCUGAAACGCCAUAUCCAGAACAACAAGCAGACAGUCAGCAUGCUAAAGAGAAAAUCUUGGUUGAAUGUGACACCAUAUAUGCCAACUGAGGCUCCAGGAAAAAUCAAUGCUCGCUGGACUAAUGAUGAGCUGCUCCUAGCUGUUCAGGGAGUGAGAAAGUAUGGCAAAAACUUCAGGGCUAUAGCAGAAGUGCUUGGUACCAAAACAGAACAGCACAUGAGGAUUUUUUACACAAACUACAAGAAAAGGUACAACCUUGACAGCUUGAUCAAGGAGUUUGAGGAAGAGAAUGGUCCCAUCUCUGAUGUGGAUUCUAAGAUGGCCGUGGACCCACCGACCAGCGGCGCCGACACGCAUCCUGCCGACUGCAGUGGCGCCCUCUGCGUGGACUCGGGACGGUAG
Messenger RNA from Pollicipes pollicipes, 1488 nucleotides. RefSeq names its product REST corepressor 3. Bases 124 to 1488 code for a protein of 454 amino acids. Gene Ontology annotation, molecular function: transcription corepressor activity. Lineage: Eukaryota; Metazoa; Arthropoda; Thecostraca; Pollicipedomorpha; Pollicipedidae. The transcript has 3 exons. The record is from RefSeq and is a predicted model, not a curated record. Gene Ontology annotation, cellular component: histone deacetylase complex; transcription regulator complex. Gene Ontology annotation, biological process: regulation of transcription by RNA polymerase II; negative regulation of DNA-templated transcription.